Messenger RNA from Seriola aureovittata, 1601 nucleotides. It is a transcript of the gene dnajb13, whose product is annotated as DnaJ heat shock protein family (Hsp40) member B13. The transcript has 8 exons. NCBI's taxonomy places the organism in Eukaryota, Metazoa, Chordata, Actinopteri, Carangiformes, Carangidae. Gene Ontology annotation, molecular function: protein-folding chaperone binding. The record is from RefSeq and is a predicted model, not a curated record. Gene Ontology annotation, cellular component: cytosol. Bases 196 to 1134 code for a protein of 312 amino acids.
AAACCGAGUCAAUUAUUUUGUCAGUCUUUUACUACCAUUCCUUGUCCGCAGUUGGCUGUAAGUCCCGCGACUAUUUCCCAAGCAACUGUUACCCUGGAAACCAAGCUAAACAACGGCUGCUCUGUGUUUUUAGCUAAUUUUGUCACUGAACUUUACCUUGAGUUUUUAAGAUAGUUUUAAGCAUUUAAUUCCACAAUGGUUAACGAUUACUACGAGACGCUGGAAAUAAACAGAAAUGCAACAGACGCAGAAAUAAAAAAGGCAUAUCGAUGUCUUGCGUUGAAGUUUCACCCGAGCAGCAACAGAGAACCUGGAUGCACCGACAAGUUCAGUCAGUUGGGUGAAGCAUACGAUGUUUUGAGCGACCCUCAAAAAAAGGCAACCUAUGACAAGUUUGGUGAGGAGGGACUAAAAGGUGGUAUCCCACCCGAGUUUGGCAGUGAUGGGGCUUGGUCAUCUAAAUAUGUCUACCAUGGGAAUCCAGACAAAACAUUCAGACAGUUUUUCGGAGGUGACAACCCAUUUGCAGACUUCUAUACAAAUGAUGUACCUCUUCAGUUUGGUGGCCUGCAACCAGGAGUGGUGAAGACUCAAGAUCCCCCAAUAGAGAGAGAUCUUCAUUUGUCCCUGGAUGAUCUCUUCCAUGGAUGCACAAAAAAGAUAAAAAUAUCUCGCAGGAUUAUGAAUGAGGAUGGAUACACAUCCAGUAUCAAAGACAAGAUCCUGUCUAUAAAUGUUAAGCCUGGAUGGAAAGAAGGCACAAGAAUAAUUUUUUCCAAAGAGGGAGAUCAGGGACCAAACAGCAUCCCUGCAGAUAUUGUGUUCAUAGUGCGACAGAAGAGUCAUCCUAUGUUCGUAAGACAACUCAAUGACCUGAUCUACAAGGCCCAGAUCUCUCUGGAGAUGGCCUUGACUGGCUUCUCUGUGGAUGUGGAGACACUAGAUGGCAGGCUGCUCAAUAUUCCCAUCAGUGACCUUGUGCACCCUACGUACAAAAAAGUGGUGACUGGAGAGGGAAUGCCGCUGUCCCAGGAUGCUUCACAGAGAGGAAAUCUCAUCAUUACUUUUGAUAUCCAGUUCCCAGACAAGCUCUCGGCUGAGAGAAAGCAUCUGAUCAAACAAGCUCUAAAAUAAAUAUCACAGCAGUGAAUAUUGAUCACAUUUUAAUACAUGUGUUGCUAAACUAUUAAAUGUAUGUAAUUGUCAGUUUAAACACAAUUUGUAUAACUUUGAUAAUUUGAGUUGAAAUAUAUACUAGGAGGCAACAAAAAGUAAAGAAAUGUGUAAACAACAUCGCUGUGCUAUCACAUCAGCCCUCUGCCAGCCAAUAAUGAUUACAGUAUAGUUGUGCAGUUGUGAUUCGCUGCCAUCAUGGCCCGUUUCAGCUGCUCAUAUGUUACAAACAUCACCACGUUCCAGGAGCCCAGGCGUAAGAAAGAUGGGAUGAACCUCAAGACCAGAAAAACAGAAAAAUAGUGUGAUUGAUUGCCAUCCAUGUUCAUAUUAAUAGCUGUCAUUUUGUUUACAGUCAUUGAUCUCCUCACCUUCCUAUAUAAAUGUUUAAUUUACGUCCUCAUUAACCAUUAAAAUUUUUAUCGAUG